Molecule: messenger RNA, 5100 nt
Organism: Musa acuminata AAA Group (dessert banana)
Lineage: Eukaryota; Viridiplantae; Streptophyta; Magnoliopsida; Zingiberales; Musaceae
Product: ASI1-immunoprecipitated protein 2
Exons: 13
Coding region: 368-4996 (1542 amino acids)
Source: RefSeq, a predicted model, not a curated record
UCUACUCUUUGCUUCUUCCCAAGGACGACACCUUUCGUUCGCGCUCUCUCUCUCUCUCUCUGUCUCUGUGCUUGGGUUUUUGAGCCCCGGGAAGGUAACCAGUACCACGUCCCUGCAGUAGUGCAAUGUAAUUCUGCAGACACCUAAUCUCCGGAGCCUCGAAACCCUGAAAUUUGUCGCGGCAGGGAGGACUGGAACCUUAAGGGAGUGCAAUCCCAUCUGGCCCGACCUGGGACCACGCAGGUGGACGAGGAACCGCCUCGAACUCACCCUGGAGGAGCUCUAGGACGCCUCCGAGAGGCUCCGGCAACUACUGGUGUAUCACCGCGGGUACUGCAAGGGACUUGCCACAUCCAAGGUCCUGUUGAUGGAUAUGACUAUUUCAGACGUAAAGGGUGGACCUUAUGGUAAUAUGCUCUCCAGAAAAGAAGAUAGAUCUUCUUGUAUUGCUGCUAGUGGUCCUGCUAUUAAGAGAAGAGCAUGUUAUACACAGAAGAACUUAUCUAGUGAAACUGGUCAUUUUCUAUGUUAUGGUUCAAUUCAUGAUUCAUCUCUCAAAAAUGAUAAAAGUAAAGAAAUGUCAAAAGCAUCAGUGGCCUAUGAUGCAUCUAAGAAUGUUGUCAUAAGUCCAAAGGUUAUUUUAGAUGAAGUUACCUAUAAUAAACUAGUUCGAGAAGAGACUAGUUUGACUGCUCGCAGUCCUUUUUCCUCACAUGGCAUCAAAACAUCUGAUUUAUGUCAAAGGAAAGCUUCAGAUAUUGCUAAAGAAAAGCAUAGAGAAGAGUGUCAUACAAAAAAUGAUUUACAUAUAUCUGGAUUUAAAGAAGCCAACAGUGCAGUUCAUGUUUGUCUUGGGCAACUACACAAGAAACUCAAAGAAUGCAGUUCUGGUUUAACAGAUAGUUCACGUGCCAGAAAUGAUAUAGAGGAAAUUCAGAAUGAGGCUGCUUAUGACUGUAAUAAUAGUGAACUUCAAGAGAAUCAGACAGAAUUUAAAGAAAAUGGAGAAUUCUCACUGGAGAAUAGAACCAUUCAUAGUAUCAUAGAUGAUGUCUCGUGUCACAAGACUGACAGCACAGAACACCCACCGUCAAGUAGUAAUGUAUCUCCAAUGAGUCAAUCUCCAUGUUCAGGUUCCCCAAUGAAUGGAAUUCUUUCUCGGUGCUCCAUUAAUGAUGAAAAGUCCCCAAUUUUGGGAAAAUAUGUUGUUGGGGAAAAGGAUGACAUGCCUGAUGAAGUUAGCAAAGAGGAUAGCAGAAAGAGUCGAUCUCAACUAGUUUCUUCAAAAGGCAGUGAUGAAUGUAUGGGAACUGAAAUUGAUGAUAACAGGAAGUUUCAGCCUCGUGACACAAUAAAGGGCAGGGCAACUAAUGAGCAAGCUGAUAAACAGUUUAACCAGGUUCCCUCUCAGCCAAACUCAGAGUGUGAAGCUUCAGCAGAAAUUGAAGCUGAUGUGAAAGUCUGUGAUAUCUGUGGAGAUUCAGGUCUGGAAGAAUUGCUUGCUUUUUGUAGUAGGUGCAGUGAUGGUGCAGAACAUACUUACUGUAUGCAAGUAAGGCUGGAUACAGUCCCUGAAAGUGAGUGGGUAUGUGAAGAAUGCCGACUCAAGGAAGCUCAAAAUCAAAUGAUAGGGCAAUUUGAAUCGCAACUUGAAGCAAUAGAAGCAGUAUGUUCAAGUGAAAAUAGUCAGAGUCUUGAAAGCACAUCUAAAAAUUUGUCUGGUGUAGAAAACAAGGCAGUUGACUUGGGCACUACAAAGGAUAAUAAAGAACUGGAUAAGCUGAUUUUAUCUAAGAGGACAGAAGAGAAGUUUGAUGUUACUAAGGAGAAAAUUUCUGAAGCAUGUGGUGCUUCCACUGGGACAACUGUUUCAAGAAAACCCACUCUUGUUGUGUGUGACAACACAAUUAACAAAAGUGAUUUAGUUAAGGUAAAACUACCAGCCCUGAUAACCUCAUGUUGUCAGUCAGAAGGUAUCUCUCGGCCUGGUGCUAAUGCACAAAGUUCUUCCUAUUCUAAUUCAUUCAAGCUGCAAACACAUUUUGAGCUAACAAAGGGAUCUCUCUCAAAGUCAGUUUCUUUUAACAAGUCAAAAGUGCCAAAGGUCAAACAGUUGCUGGAAAAUAUUCCUCACAAGCAAAAAAUGACCAGAGAGUAUAGUUUGAGCAGCAUGAGAAAAGGGGGACCAUCACAAGCAAUCACAAAAUCUGCUUCAUUCAGAAGCGAGAGUUCAGGGUUCUCCAAUGUGUCGACAGUUGGCGACAUGCAAUUACCUAACCCACCACCCUGUGAGGAUCUUAGAUAUGUGAAACAGGUGAAAGAAAAGAGUAUGACAGAUAAAAGACUUUUUAUGUCAGAUCGCCCCUUCACCAGUCUAUCAGUAGCUGCCACCAGUGUUUCUUCUGUGAAGGUCGCUCCAAAGGUUCUGCAGUAUGAGGCCACACCAGAAGUGAUGCUUGACCCAAGCAAACUGAGCAACAAUAGAGGAUCAAAAGAAGCAACUAAGUUUGCUAAAGAAUUGAAGCAGCUGCCAAUAUCGCCUAUAUCACAAACUUCUGGAAGCACAUCUUCAGUUAGAUCAUGCAAGAAUGAAGAUCAGAAGCCUUUACACCAUGGUGCAGAAUUGAUCCAUAAGGAUGAUAAAACGAAGGACCAUACCUUUUUAAGCAACAUUAGGCAGGCAGCUUCUGUUGACAAUCGAUUAGCACGAUGCCAAAGGUGUAACGAAUCAGGUCAUUCCACACAAUUCUGUGCAGUUGACAAACUUCACAUGUCUGCCAUGAAACCUUCUUUGAAACGAAAUUCAAAGGAUGUGGAUUACAGAAGCAGUAAGUGGAAAGAUGCAGUCGAUGUUUUUACAUUGGAAUCUGGAACAAAAAGGACUGCAAGAUCACCUGAUCAAUCUAUGGAAGUUUCUAUGUCCAGUGCUGAUGUACAUUCUGAAGCAACAUCCAAAGAUUUUCCAUCAAGUUUGAUAAGUUCUAGAAACUUGGCUUUCAUGGAACAUGCAUCUGUUGCACAAGAUUUUAGCAAUACAGCAAAUGCCAUUCAUGUGAAACAGAAAGUGGAGGACCGUAAGAAAUAUACAUUUCUUCCUAGAAAAGUUACACCUCUCGACUUUGCAGAUGACCUGAAUAUGCAGCCUGUCAUACAAACAUUGCCUGAUCAAGUUUCCAUGCCAUUGCAUCUAUUAAGAGCUUCAGUAAUUCCAGAGCUUGACUGCAUUUGGGAAGGUGUCUUUGAAGUGUUGAAAAUUGCCAAGCCUCCUGCAUUUUUGGAUGGUAUUCAGGCUCACUUGUCAAGUUAUGUCUCACCCAAGGCACUUGAAUUGGUAAAGAAAUUUCCUUGUAAAGUCCAACUGGAGGAAGUGCCUCGUCUAAGCGCCUGGCCAUUCCAGUCUCAUGAGAAUAGUCCUAAAGAAGAUAACAUUGCUCUUUUUUUCUUUGCUAAAGAUACAGAAAGUUAUGAAAAGUACUAUUUGAAUCUGUUGGAAGAUAUGCUCAAAAAUGAUUUGGCUCUCAUAGGGAAUAUUGAUGCAGUGGAACUUCUUAUACUCCCAUCAAAUUUGUUACCAGCAAAUUCACAGUGCUGGAACAAGUUAUUUUAUCUUUGGGGUGUUUUUAGAGGAAGAAAUAUAAGUUGCCUUACAGACUUGCCUGAUCUGGAGAAAAAGCCUUCUGUUUCCAGUUUGAAUUUGGAACCUACUGUCCAAGAUCAAUCUAUCCCAGAUUUUUCAGGACUUUGUAGUUCUUAUGAAAUAUAUGAUGAGACUUCUCAGGAACUGUCAAGGUUUGACAAAUUCCCCAAGGCAAAAGCGAUUAUCUCUAGUUCCUGCUCAAAUAUUCAGGAUGUUCCCACUUCAGGAAACGAGGAUAGGAUCCUUAACAUAAAGCAGAUUCCUCCUGUUCAGAACUUGCAUCUUGCUGUUUGUGGUGAUAAAGUUCUUACGGAGCAGACUUCAUGCUCAUGUUCUGCAAGCUGCCCAUAUACUAAUGUGAGCCAGCUUCCUAAUGUUCCUGUUGCUUAUCCGGAGCCAAAGCUUCAGAUAGACAUUGAACAGUUGCCAUUGGAAAUGGAGAAUGAUCUCACUGACCUAGGCAAACUCGCCGGCGAUUCAGAUAGCAGCAAAGAUUCUGAACAUCAUGCUAAUGCCAGUAGUACAAGCAUUAGUAAUUGUGAAGAACCCGUAUUUUCGGUGUUAUUUAAUUGCCAGCAAGGCAAUGCCAGAAAUGUUCAGAAAAUCAAGCAAAAAGAGAAAUUCAUAACAAGUGAAGGUGUUCCUGAUGAUCAAGUAUCAGAUGCCAUAAAGUUAGACGAUCUUAGCUGGGAAUCGAGGCAUAAUAAGAAACGUCCACUGCCUAGCUCUGCGGAAACAAUUAUAAAACCAACUGCCGAUAGAAUGCUGUGGAAAGAUGAAGCAAGCUGCACAUCUAUGAAUGAUACAGAACUUAAAAAGAUGAGGCUUGAUAAUGGAGGGCAUGCUGCUUGUAGCUCGAGGGAAGAAACUCUAAGCAGUGGAUUACCCUCAAAGAUACAUCCUUUGCCAUCUGGCUGCUUGAAUGAUGGUAUCGGCUGCGACACAAUGUCUGAGAGCUCAAAAAAUGCUGAAAGAUUCUUCCUGAUCGAUUUAGGUACUGCAACAAGUACAAAGGCAGACAACUUAAUCUAUGUUCUUUCUUCAGACGACGAAGAUUCACCUGAAUCUAUGGCUCCAGAUCUUGAGCUAGCCCUGUGGGGAAAGAAGAGACCACCAAAAACAGAUUCCUCACCUUGGCUAUCUCCAAAUGUUGGAAUAAAACGUAACCCAGAUAAGCCGCUUGCUCCUGCGGUUGAUGACGGAGAUGAUAUGCUAGCAUCCCUUUCACUCUCGCUAGCUUUUCCUGCCACCGAGAAGCCGCGGUCUGCCAAACCUAUGACACAAGAUGAACAACUUUUGCCUGAUAAACCUUGUAUUAACACAUCUUUGCUUCUUUUUGGUGGCUAUACAGAUACCUAAAUCAAUUCGGAGCAUGUAUAGCUUGUAAAUUAUCUUCUGUAAGUAGCCAUAAUACAGUCUCCUUGCCAUCCGUUUGAUAACCAUACAACAUACAAUUGCUUCAA